AUGCAAAAAGAGAAAGCGAGUCAAAUUGAAAAAAAUAAAGAUGAAUCGCACCUUAGUCAAAUCAAUGAAGAUGAAAGCAGUGAAAAAUCGAAAAUUCAUAUAAAUGAUGCUAAUUCGAGUGAAGGUAUCUUAGCUUAUAGAUUAACAGUUGAACAGGUUGCAAGUAAGUUUCAUGUCGAUGUUGCAAAAGGAUUAGAUAAUGCCCUGGCCAAGGCCAAUUUGGAUAAGUAUGGCAGAAAUAACUUAGGCAAAGAAGAAAAAAUUUCGCUUACGAAGAUUUUUGCCCACCAGGUAUUCAAUGCCAUGAUUUUGGUAUUGAUUAUCUCGAUGGUAAUAGCACUUGGUGUCAGGGAUUGGAUUUCUGGAGGUGUUAUAGGUUUUGUUGUGUUCAUCAACAUAUUUGUCGGUUUUAUCCAAGAAUAUAAGGCUGAGAAGACUAUGGGGUCUUUAAGAUCAUUAAGUACUCCAACUGCCAGAGUCCUUAGAAAUGGAAUAGAAAGUGAUAUUAAUGCUGAGGAGGUUGUUCCUGGGGACAUUGUUUGCAUCAAGGUGGGAGAUACUAUCCCAGCGGAUGUGCGUUUGAUAGAUUCGAUGAACCUCGAAACUGAUGAAGCUUUGCUUACUGGUGAAUCAUUGCCGGUGGCUAAGUGUGCUGAAGAUGUUUAUGUUGACACCUCGACUCCAGUGCCUGUCGGGGAUAGGUUAAAUAUGUGCUUUAGUUCAUCAGUGGUUUCAAAAGGUAGAGGUAGAGGUGUUGCUGUAUCUACUGCAUUAAAUACUGAGAUCGGGAAGAUCGCCAGUUCCUUGAGAUCAGAUGAAGAUGCUCUUAUUGUGAAAGUUGAUAAGUCAAAUCCUAGCUUGAAGGCUUAUGUAGUGGCUAUUGCAAAAUCUACUAAGAAUAUCAUUUUCAAUGUUUUGGGUACAAAUGUUGGUACUCCGUUACAAAGAAGGUUGGCUUGGUUGGCAAUUAUUUUAUUCUGGGUUGCAGUCUUGUUUGCAAUUGUUGUGAUGGCAUCCCAAGAAAUGAAUGUCAACAGGAGUGUUGCAAUAUAUGCCAUUUGUGUUGCCUUAUCUAUGAUCCCUUCGUCGUUGAUUGUUGUGUUAACAAUCACAAUGGCUAUUGGAGCUCAAGUUAUGGUGACCAAAAAUGUUAUUGUUAGGAAACUAGACUCUUUGGAAGCUUUAGGUGGUAUUAAUGACAUUUGUUCGGAUAAAACAGGUACAUUGACCAUGGGUAAAAUGAUCGCAAGAAAAGUUUGGAUUCCAUCCACAGGUACUUAUGCAGUUACUAAUUCGAACGAACCUUUCAAUCCAAAUGUCGGUGAUCUAUCAUUUACCAAUUGUUCGCCUAAAUUCAUUAAAGAAACCGACGAAGAAACUGAUUUUUCAUCGAAGUUGCCGGAGCCAACGCCCAAGCUAUUUGAUAAAUGGUUAGAAACUGCUACAUUGGCUAAUAUUGCUACAGUGGAGCAGGUCAAAGGUGAUAAUUGUAGUACUGAAUGGGAAGCCAAUGGUGACGCUACUGAAAUUGCUAUUAAUGUUUUUACCACUAGAUUGGGACUUUCAAGAAAGGACAUGGUCCAGGAUAAAUUAAAGCAUAUAGCUGAAUUUCCCUUUGACUCUUCGAUUAAGAGAAUGUCGGUGAUAUAUCAGACUAAUCAGAAUAAUUCUUUUAUUUAUACUAAAGGGGCUGUGGAAAGAAUCUUAGAUUGUUGCUCCUACUGGUACGGUACUGAUGGUAAGGAAGACAUCUUACCGUUAACCGAGAACGAUAAAUCAAUCAUCGAGCAAAAUAUGAAUGCUCUUUCGUCUGAAGGUCUUAGGGUUUUAGCAUUUGCCCAAAGAUCCAUUAACAUUGGGAAAGAAGACAUUUCCAGACGUGAUAUCGUUGAGUCCAAUCUUGUAUUUUUAGGAUUAAUUGGUAUUUAUGACCCCCCAAGACCAGAAAGUGCUCCAUCUGUGAAAUUAUGUCAUAAGGCUGGAAUCAAUGUUCACAUGUUGACUGGUGAUCAUCAUGGAACUGCUAAGGCAAUUGCUCAAGAAGUCGGUAUCUUACCCAGUAACUUGUUUCAUUAUACUGAAGAGGUCGUUAAAUCUAUGGUUAUGACAGCAAAUGAGUUUGAUGUCUUAAGUAACGAUGAGAUUGACAACUUACCAGUAUUACCUUUGGUGAUUGCAAGAUGUGCUCCUCAAACCAAGGUUCGAAUGAUUGAGGCUUUACAUCGUCGUGGUAAAUUUGUUGCAAUGACAGGAGAUGGGGUGAAUGAUUCACCAUCAUUGAAGAAAGCAGAUGUCGGUAUUGCUAUGGGGCUUAACGGUUCUGACGUUGCUAAGGAUGCCUCGGAUAUUGUUUUAACUGAUGACAAUUUUGCAUCAAUUUUAAAUGCUAUUGAAGAAGGGAGAAGAAUGUCAUCAAAUAUCCAAAAGUUUGUCUUGCAAUUGUUAGCAGAAAAUGUUGCUCAAGCUUUAUACUUGAUGAUUGGGUUGGCUUUUAUGGACGAAGAUGGAUUCUCCGUCUUUCCAUUAGCUCCAGUUGAAGUAUUAUGGAUUAUUGUAGUUACGUCAUGCUUCCCUGCCAUGGGUUUAGGGCAAGAAAAAGCAAAUGAUGAUAUUUUAGAACAACCACCAAAUGCAACAAUCUUCACUUGGGAAGUGAUUAUUGAUAUGAUUGCUUACGGUUUUUGGAUGGCAUGCUGCUGUCUAAUAUGUUUUGUUCUUAUUGUCUUUGCUGUUGGUGACGGUAAUCUUGGUUCUAAUUGUAAUGACUCUGGAGGUAACUCGUGUAAUUUGGUUUUCAGAGGUAGAUCUGGAGCAUUUGCUGCCUUCACAUGGUGUGCAUUAUUAUUAGCUUGGGAAUGCAUUCAUAUGAGAUACUCAUUUUUCAAUAUGCGCCCAGAGCUGGAUGUGCCUCGAGCAAAGCAAUUAGCUAUUGAUUUAUGGGAAAACCAGUUUUUAUUCUGGUCUAUUAUCGGUGGCUUUGUAUCAGUGUUUCCAGUAGUAUACAUUCCCGUAAUCAACGAUAUUGUCUUUUUGCAUAAUCCUAUUGGUUAUGAAUGGGGGCUUGCAGUUGGUUUCACACUUUUGUUUUUACUUGGAGCCGAAUUAUGGAAAUGGAUCAAAAGAAUAUACUUCCGUAAAUCCAUGAUCAAAAAUCCUGAAUACGAUUUAGAGAAGAAUGAUCCGUUUAUAAAAUAUUCGUCCUUCUCGAAGUCAAACACGAUGGAGAUUUCUUAA
Molecule: messenger RNA, 3234 nt
Organism: Debaryomyces fabryi
Lineage: Eukaryota; Fungi; Ascomycota; Pichiomycetes; Serinales; Debaryomycetaceae
Exons: 1
Coding region: 1-3234 (1077 amino acids)
Biological process (GO): calcium ion transmembrane transport; intracellular calcium ion homeostasis
Cellular component (GO): plasma membrane
Molecular function (GO): ATP binding; ATP hydrolysis activity; P-type calcium transporter activity
Source: RefSeq, a predicted model, not a curated record